UUAGCUGCUGAAGCGGAAUCUCAGGUGUUUUGAUGAAGUGUAAUGGAGGCUGUUAGCCACCAGCACUGCUGACAGUUUUGUUACUGUCUUAAUCCUGCUUUUAAUCACUCAGUCUCACUGUCAGCGCCUCUACUGUAAAGGUUGACAGCCAGUAGAACCAUGGAGUCCAUGCUCAAUAAACUAAAGAGCACCGUCACCAAGGUGACAGCUGAUGUGACCAGUGCUGUCAUGGGCAACCCUGUCACACGGGAGUUCGAGGUGGGCCGACAUAUCGCCAGCGGGGGUCCAGGAAUGAGCUGGAGGAUCUACAACGGCACCAAAAAGUCCACCAAACAGGAAGUGGCAGUCUUUGUGUUCGAUAAGAAGAUCAUUGAUCGCUAUCAGAAGUUUGAGAAGGAUCAGAUCAUUGAUUCACUGAAGAAAGGAGUUCAACAGCUGACGCGAUUACGACAUCCGCGCCUCCUCACGGUUCAGCACCCACUGGAGGAGUCCAGAGACUGUCUGGCGUUCUGCACAGAGCCUGUGUUUGCCAGUCUAGCGAAUGUGCUCGGCCAGUGGGACAACCUCCCUAGUCCUGUUCCCACAGACAUCAAAGAAUACAAACUCUACGACGUUGAGACCAAAUAUGGCUUACUGCAGCUGAGCCAUCUGAGUCCAGGAUUAUUGAGUCAGAUCCCAGAGGAGGUCAGGGAACAUGUGAAGAUGUUGCUCAGCCUCACCUCAAACGUGCGUCCAGAUGCAGAUCAGAUGACAAAGAUUCCCUUCUUCGAUGAUGUUGGAGCGAUGACCCUUCAGUACUUUGACUCGCUUUUCCAACGGGACAACUUACAGAAGUCUCAGUUCUACAAAAGUCUCCCCAAAGUUCUGCCCAAGUUGCCCAAGAGAGUGAUAGUAUACAGAAUCCUCCCGGCGCUCACGUCUGAGUUUGUGAAUCCUGACAUGGUUCCGUUCAUUCUUCCGAAUGUGCUGCUCAUCGCUGAGGAGUGCACAAAGGAGGAAUACGUCCGCCUCGUUCUCCCAGACCUCACCCCAGUUUUCAAACAGCAGGAGCCAGUACAGGCUAGCAACAUGAUUUUGCUGAUAUUUCUACAAAAGAUGGACCUUCUUUUGACCAAAACGCCUCCUGAAGACAUCAAGAACAGCGUUCUGCCCAUGGUGUACAGAGCGGUGGAAGCCCCCUCUAUUCAAAUACAGGAACUUUGUCUAAAUAUCAUUCCCACGUUUGCCAAUCUAAUUGAGUACCCAUCCAUGAAGAAUGCACUUAUUCCUCGUAUCAAAUCUGCUUGUUUACAGACAUCCUCACUAGCGGUAAGGGUGAACUCUUUGGUGUGCCUAGGCAAGAUUCUGGAAUACCUGGAUAAAUGGUUCGUCAUUGAUGAAAUUCUACCAUUCCUGCAACAGAUUCCAUCCAGGGAACCAGCUGUGCUCAUGGGCAUUCUGGGCAUCUACAAGUGCACUUUCACCCAUAAGAAACUGGGCAUCCCAAAAGAGCACCUGGCUGGAAAGAGUUUACCUCAUCUGGUCUCACUUAGUAUUGAUAACAACCUUAACCUUAGCCAGUUUACCUCUUUCAUGGCUGUGAUCAGGGAAAUGAUGACUCGCAUGGAGGCGGAGCAUAAGACCAAAUUAGAGCAGUUGCACAUCAUGCAGGAGCAGCAAAGGAGUUUAAACAUAAACCAGAUGAACCAAUCAGAUGAGACUAAGAACACACCCAGCCCAGCCACACAAGUCAGAGAUAUCGAUGAGAUCUUUGGUGGCAGUUCAGGAAGUGCAGGUGUGAAUGGUAAAGAGAACGGUAACUCAUCAACCGUUUCACAACCCUCACGAGUGUCUCUCACCUUGGAAGAAAAGCAGCGUUUGGCUAAAGAACAGGAACAGGCUGCCAAACUAAGAAGCCAGCAGCCGCUUGCUCCACAGAGUGUCAAACCAGCCACAACGACACCUCAGGCAAAGGAUCUGACCAGCAGUCUUCUGAACAACAUGACAUCUCUGAACAACCUCUCUUUGAACUCUGGGACCAGGACGAUGCCCAUGCAGGGCGGCACGAUAUCCUCUACCUUCCCAGCUGGACCCACCAUGGGUGGAAUGGGCACCAUGGGCGUCAGCAAUGGUUUCAACUCACCCAUGGGAUUCCAGCCGGGAGGUAUGGGAAUGGGCAUGAGACCCGCUGCUCCAGGCCUCUACGGAGGCAUGGCCACCACUACCAGCACUCCAAAUUUCAGUGCCCUCACCCAGAACCAGAACCAAAACCAACCCAGCAAGCCCAAUGACAUGUCCGCCCUAGACUCCCUCUUCGCUUCUAGCAAACCCAAAAUCAGCAUGAACCAAAUGGCCCCUAAACCGGCCCCAGUAGCCACUGCACCUUCCCCGUGGCUCAAUCAGUUUGGUACAGGCCAGACUGCACCCAUGCAGGCGACUCCGAUGGGGAUGACGGGAGUUCAGGGUGGCUUUGGAGUGCAAGCAAACCCGUUCUUCAAUCCUCAGAACUUCUCGCAACCUGUGGCCUCUUCAACAGUCAACGCUGGGGUGAUGAAGCAAAGCGCUUCAGUCAACAAUGAUCUUAAGGACCUCUUCGGAUAAAACAUUUGCCUUUCGUUCGCGUUCCCCCUUGUGUGGGAAUCAAAACGAAACAACAUCAGCAGUGACGAUGACAGUCAAAAUUUGGUUGGAUGGUUGUCCUUGAAAGACAGUGUUUAAAAGUUAAUCUGGUUUGUUUUCUUUUUUCUUUUUCUUUUUUAGCCCUUUCAAUGGUGCACUUAUCUUUUUGAGUGAAUCGACGGCACCAAACAAACAUCAUGUUUCACAGAAAGCUUGGGCUCUUUCACUGAAAGCUGCUUCAGUUGGUGGAUGCCUUGCAUUCGUUGUAUCGUUGGACUUGGCAUGUGGCCCAGAAGAUACAAAAGGAGUAACAAACUCAAGCACUUUUGGUUUCAAUUCCUUAUUGCUUGAGCCUCAUGUUCCCCUCUCGCCUGAAUGAGCCGACUUCGUCUACCAGAGCAAACGGCAUCGAUGGCCUCAGGAUUUGCUGUUUUGCUGAUGGUGUCUGGCAAAAGGAAGUCUUUAUCAUGCGAUAAGUAAAGGAAGAGGUGGUGUAGUCCAUAGUUUGGGCCGGAAUGAGUGUUUUUAUAAUUGUGUAUAUACUGUAUCUGGUGAUUAUUGUUCGAGUUUCAUACUGAUACAUGAUCCACUGAGGUAAAAUAUCUUAAAGGAAGGACACGGUCUUCAUACUGUAGGUGCACUAAAUGUAAUGGAGCUAAAAAUUAUAUUAAAACAUGUAGGUUUUGA
This is a messenger RNA of Sinocyclocheilus grahami, 3285 nucleotides long. Its product is annotated as SCY1-like protein 2. The record is from RefSeq and is a predicted model, not a curated record. The coding region runs from base 160 to 2580 and encodes 806 amino acids. The transcript has 17 exons. Lineage: Eukaryota; Metazoa; Chordata; Actinopteri; Cypriniformes; Cyprinidae.